GAACACCCGAUAGUGUAGGAGAUGAUUAUUUGGGGUGUCGGAUUAUUAGUAAACAUAAAUAGAGCUUUCUGGGGACAUUGUGAGGGUGACACUGGAGAAUGGGUGUUGUUCCUGCAUUGCACACAGAUCGCUCCCACCUGUGAUCCAGGAUCAGAUUGGAUGGGAGAGUCAGAUGGUCGCAGAUCACGUGCAGGGGGAAGCUCAGUGCACAAGAAAAUGGGGUUUUGUGUAAAUCUGGGGGCUUAAUGUUUCCAUAUAUCAAGCUACCUCGUAAAACCGACACUGGAGCCACCCGGACCACAAAUCACAGGUGAAGAAUAUGACUUCUUCCUAUUAUGUGAAUGCUCUGUUCAGCAAGUAUGCGACUGGGGCUUCUCUCUUCCAAAACACAGAGGCCACUUCGUGUUCCUUCACCAAUUCCCAGAGAAGCUAUGGAGCCGGCACUGGGGCAUUCCCAGCAACAGCAGGAGCACCCCCAUCCAUGACCGGUCUGUACAAUGUGAACAAUGCCCUGUACCAGACCCCCUUCCCUGGAUACAGCCUGGGCGCAGACGCCUAUAACCUCCAUUGCUCCACGUUUGAUCAGAACAUUCCUCUUCUCUGCAAUGACCUGGGCAAAGCCAACUGUGACAGCAAGGCGGAGGAGGCUACCUUACACCCCCAGAGUGACAGUCAUUUCCGCAUAUACCCAUGGAUGAGGUCCUCAGGUCCAGACAGGAAGAGGGGUCGCCAGACAUACACCCGGUACCAGACCCUGGAGCUGGAGAAAGAAUUCCAUUUUAACCGCUACCUAACCCGCAGGAGGAGGAUAGAGAUCGCCCAUGCUCUGUGCCUAACGGAGAGGCAGAUCAAGAUCUGGUUCCAGAACCGAAGAAUGAAAUGGAAGAAGGAACAUAAGGAGGAAAAUGUCGGCAGCCCAGAGGCUGGGGAUCAGACCCCUGCAGCCACUACUCCUGCGGCAGCCGCUGCUGAGGAGGAGGAGGAGGAGGACAAGGUCACCAAGGACGAAUAGUGCCCGAUCUGGCUUAUGGACUGGAAACCUUUAUGUGGAUUUUAAUUGUGUUCUUCUUGAAGCAGGCCACAUUCAAUGUCUUCAGCACAGGGGGCGUAGUCUGCAGGGAGAAAGAGGAAUAUAUGUGUGAUAUGAUUAUUUAAGAUUACAUUCAAUUCCCCAUUAUAUGGAUAUUAAACAUAAACUACCUAAAUGUAAUAAUGCACACAGCAAGUGCAAUUAGUCGUUACUACCUACUCUUCACACAUAUAGCAUUCUAUGGCAUAGAGGAUUUCACCAAUGCUCAGUAGAUCAGCCACUACCUUAACGUACUACUACCUAUUCCAAUACUACCUAUAGUAUGCUCUGCUAUACAUUACUGAAACCAUAGACUCUGCAUACAGAUGAGAAGUGACUACUCUGCACACUGAUACAGUCAGACCACCACAACAGUAACAACAGGAAGAAAAAAAAAAACAUAAAAAAAAACAAAUACCCAGCAGCCUUGAUCUCAUCUGCAGUCUUCUUACACCCCAGCCAUGAUGUAGUGUUUCAUUUCUGUGCAAUUAUAUUGAAAGUGACCACAUUGUUUUGUAUUUCAGGGAUUUGUAUUCGUGGAAAGCUGUGUUAUUAGUUGUCAUGGGCAGUAUUUCUAGAUUUUUGAGUUUGUAUCUUCUAUGGCAUGGUUAAUUUGUCUACACAAAAAAAAAAAAAAAAAUCAGUUCAUAAAAAAAAAUCUAUAAAA
Molecule: messenger RNA, 1736 nt
Organism: Bufo gargarizans (Asiatic toad)
Lineage: Eukaryota; Metazoa; Chordata; Amphibia; Anura; Bufonidae
Gene: HOXA7
Product: homeobox A7
Exons: 2
Coding region: 320-1012 (230 amino acids)
Biological process (GO): regulation of transcription by RNA polymerase II; anterior/posterior pattern specification
Cellular component (GO): nucleus
Molecular function (GO): RNA polymerase II cis-regulatory region sequence-specific DNA binding; DNA-binding transcription factor activity, RNA polymerase II-specific
Source: RefSeq, a predicted model, not a curated record